UCUUUGGAAAAAAUGCGAGAAAGAGAGAGAGAGAAAGGGAGGAGGAGAAGAGGGUGAGCUAAGGGAGGGGGGAAACGGCGUAUGCUUGUAUACAACAACCCUGAUUUCCAUUUUUUCCCCCAACUCGUAAUGUAUUUAAUUCAAGUGAAACGUAAUCAUGACGUGUCGUGUCAUUAAUCCGCCCGCCGCCUCUCCCAGCACUAAAGGAGGCCCCCUCUGCCAAGAAACUGAAGCAUGGCAUAGCAUUACACAUACUACUGAGAAUGGAUUCUCCUCCUGAGUGUGUGUUGGCUCUGUCCUGUGAGCCACCCCAGUCACCCCCUACACUACCAUCUCUGGACCACAGUCCCCUGGCCUCCCUUCACUCUCGCUCCCAACUCUCCCCUCUACACAGCCCCCUGGACCUGCCUGUCCCCCUCAGUCCCACAGCCCUGUCCAACACCCCGACCUCCGACACCCCAGACACCACCCCCUACUCCCCCCUCUCCCCCUUCCCGUUCAACCACCACAAUGAGGAUGAGGAGGAUGAAGAGAGGCUGUCAGUCCCUCCGUCCCCCACCCCAGCCAUCGCUCUCUUCCCGGGGGGUCUUCUGGAGGUGUGUAGCCCCUCUUUGGAGAGCUAUCCUCCGGCCACUCCGACAUCGUCAGCUCCUCUCCCAGGUUUCGGGGCCCUGGAGCUGGCUCUGUCCUCCGGGCAGCAGGGUGCCACCUGUAGUGAUGAGCUGGACCUCCAGCUCUUCCAUAAGGAUGGGGGGAGUCUGUCAGGAUCAAUUCCUGGGAUGGUGGGUGUUUCUGGAGGAGCGGCCGGGCUCAAGUUCCCCUGCUUGGUGUGUGGGAAGAAGUUCCGCUUUCAGAGUAUCCUGUCGCUCCACGCCCGCGCUCACAGUCUGGACCGGGACCGCCGUGCCUCGGCUCUGUACCGGACCGGUACCACGACCGGGAGCAUCAUCGGGACGGGAUCCAAGCCACAUCUCAAGCCCCACCAGAACCACAAUGAUGUCGGGCAGAACCACUACAGCCACCGCCAGAGCCCCUCGCUGUCUGGAUCUCUCACCCAGGGCCUUAGAGGGGAGGACAGGGACGGGGAAGCCCUAGAGGAGGCUCUGCAGAUGGAUCACCAGACCCUCCAGCAGUUCCUGAUGGAUGACAGCACACCGCUGACCUCUCCGCUGACUGAGGAGGUGCCCCACUCACUCUCCCUCACCUCCCCCUACUCCUCCUGCAGCCUGGGUGGCAUGGGUCCCGCCAUCUUGGAAAAAGCUGCCCCAGUCACAGCAGCAGUGCCCGCGUUCCGCUGCCAUGCCUGCAAAGGUAAAUUCCGCACGGCCUUGGAGCUGUCUCGCCACGUCCGGAUCCUCCACAACCCAUACAAGUGCACCCUGUGUCCCUUCUCCGCCAGCCAGGAGGAGCGCCUGGCCGCACACCUCCAGGACUGCCACCCCUCCCUGUCCUCCCUGUCCCUCUCCCCCCCUGUGGACCUCCCCACCCUGCCCCCUUACACCCCCAGACACCCCCCCAUUGUAACCACCACCACAGUCAUCAGCACCCCCAUCCCAGAUGCCCCCCUGCCCACCCCCACUUUCAUCCCCACCCCGACCCCAGCCCCGGCCCCAGGGGCAUCCCCUCUGCCUGCCUUCUGCUGUGAGACGUGCGGCCAGCGCUUCACCCAGUCCUGGUUCCUGAAGGGCCACAUGAGGAAGCACAAGGACUCUCUGGACCACAAGUGUCAGGUGUGCGGCCGUGGCUUCAAGGAGCCCUGGUUCCUCAAGAACCACAUGAAGGUGCACCUCAACAAGCUGGGCCUGAAGGCAGGUCUGGGGGGGCAGAUGGCCCCUGGAGCCGGGGCUGAACAAGGAGGGCCCAAAGGCUCAGUCACCAACCAGGGCCUCAACGCUCUCUACUCCAGCCUCCUGCUGGCUCGUGGUGGGGGCGGAGGUGGAGGUGGAGGUGGAGGGGGGAGAGGGGGACGAGGAAGGGGCGACCGGGACGGUGCCGGUGUCUCUAGUAAAUCCGCCAUCUUAGGCUACCUGGGGUUGCCUAGCGACGGCGGCGCCAGCUGCAUGGAACGACUCCAGGCAGUGGCUCAGGUGGCGGAGAUGGGGAAUGGGAACGGGGGAGGAGGAAACGGAGGAGGAAGAGGAGGUGGAGGAAGAGAGACAACAGACGGCGGAGACCAGAUAGCAAUGUGGCAGUUUGUAGCUCGUAGCCUGGUAGCAGCUCAACAGGCCCAGCAGCAGCAGCACCGAGCCCCAUCCAGGAGCACCGUGGUGGGGGAGUCUGAGCAGGUCAGGGCCUACCUUGGAGGUCUGGAUCCCCGGGAGGAGCUGCCAUCCUCCGGAGCCCCAUGGGAGUGCCCCGACUGUGGGAAGCUGUUCCGGAGCCUGCAGCAGGUGGUGGCGCACGCCCGCGUCCACGUCCAGCGGCCCCAGAAGAGCCACGGUCACCCUCCGCGCCACGCCGGGGGAGGAGAGGAGGAUGGAGGGAGGAGCCGGAGUGUGGAAGGACGAGGAGGAGGGAGAGGAAGUAGUACUGAAAGAAGACAGGAGUCCAAACUUCAAAGUGGAUCUCAGCUUCAGCAUCAACAAGCAGUCGGAGGAGGCUUCCACUCAGUGAUGUCACAGUUCCAAGGAGAGAAUGGUCUGUCUGGCUCUUCGUCAGGCUCUUCGGUGAGCUCUAGGGAGCGUGUGCGAGGCACGGGGGUGAAAGACUGCCCCUAUUGCAGUAAAGCUUUCCGCUCUUCCCAUCACCUUAAAGUGCAUCUGAGAGUUCACACAGGGGAGAGACCGUAUAAAUGUCCCCACUGUGACUACGCUGGCACCCAGUCAGGCUCUCUAAAGUACCACCUCCAGAGGCACCACAGAGAACAGAGGAAUGCCAUGGGAGCCUCUUCAUCCACCGCCUCCUCCCCAGGCCUCACCACCGCCUCCCUGGGCAGAGGGGGCGCUCCACAGGGGGAGGGGAGGGAGGGGAUGGCAAAGCAGCGCCAGCCCCAGAGCCUCAACCACAGCUCGGCCGCCAGAGGCCCGGCGGAGACGCCUUCCUCCAGGCACAAUCAGCACCAGCCCUGGAUCCUGGGCCUCCCCGAGCAGAGAGACAGGGAACACGCGAAGGCCAUGGCGGGACUGAGAGAGGCAGAUCUGGAGAGCCAGUACCGGUACCUAUCCGGGGUGAUGGGGGCUUUGUACCAGGGGGGGAUGGAGGGAGGGUGGACGGGGGAGUCACCAACAUCCACCCCUACCCCACCCCCGCCAAAGGCGCCCAAAGUGUCCCGCCGCAAACCGCUCACCACCAGCCGCAUGGUGCCAGCUAAUGGGAAGGAGAGGAAGGGAGGGGGGUCAGCUCCUCGGGGUUCCCAGGAGGGAGGAUUGUUGUCCCAGCCCCUGGACCUCUCCCGCCGCCCCUCUCCUGGGCUCGGAGGUCUGGAGGAGGACGGAGUACCAGGAGGAGGAGGAGGUGGAGGAGCAGGGGAUACCCUCAACCAGUGCCUAUUCUGUCCCUUCCGCACCUCCUCGGCCGAGCUCAUGGCCAUGCACCUCCAGGUCAACCACACCAGCAAGUCCAGGCGUAAGAGGAGGGCCCCCAACCCCAGCACCCUGCGUGACCACGGGCCCCAGAGGCCCCCCCAGCCCCGGGCUGACCUCAACCCCCUGGCCCUGUGGAGGUACCUGAGCGAUGCCGAAGACAGGGCCCCCCUGGAGGAGUGGGCCUCAUCCAGGAUGGAGAGGGAGAGGGGGACGGAGAAUGGCCUCACACCAGAGGAAGGGGACCUCGAGGGUAGCUACGACCACCAACACCCCCAGGCUUCUAACCGGGCAUCCACCACAACCAGGAACACACAGAGUGGCCUCGCCGGUUGGAGGAAGGUGGAGGAGGAUGAGGAAGAGGAGGAAGAAGAGGAAGAGGAGGAAGGAGAAGAGGAAGAUUUGGAAGGGGAGAGCAGUAGUCCUGGGGAUUCUCCUAGAGAGCAUGGGAUGAGGAUGUCUCUCUCCAUGUCACCUGCCCUCGGCUCUGAGCGUCUAACCAGAGGGGAGGAAGGAGUGAUGGGGGACUAAACAACAACAACAAUGUCAUCCUGCAGAGAGAAGGGAAAAAGGGGUUCAACUAUACAGGAAGGAAGUUGUUUGGGGGUCAAAGGUCAAGUUCAUAUCACUUCUUUUACAUAGUUCAAGGUCAUUGUCAAGGUCAUGACCCCCUGACCCUUGACUUUCAAGGGCCACGGACUGAGAACCAUGUCCAUCGAGAGGAUCAUGUAAACAACAGCUCACACACCUCCUUAGGAACCCCUUUUAAACAUCCUCCAUUUCUAUCUCUCUUCUUUUUAUAGUUACAUCCCGGGAGUUCAGUGCAGUCCUCUCGGUUUUCUCAACCAACCAUAGCCCCCCUUGUACAAAUAGACAGUACAGUGUAGGACUUUUGAGGCCUUCUCUUCUAUAUUCCAGAGUUUCCUGUUUUCCAUUCCAUCUCCUACCAAGAGGGCUAAUUGUGAUGAUUUGAUCGAGAUCGUCCUCUGGCUGCUGUGUCUUAAUAUUAGUAUGUGAGCAAAAAUAAACUGACAUUCUACUAUUCUAGAGAACACAAAAAGGAUUUUAUCAGACCUUAUACUUCAUAUUUUGAGAAUAAUAAUACUUAUAAGAGUAACGUUGCUGAUUAGUUAUACCCCCCACCGCUGUGAAUGGAGGAAGUCUUUAGCAGAACAAGUGUCAAAAGAAGCCAAACUUCAUCCCAACCGCUGUUUAAAUAAGAUACCACUUCUUGACACUUUCAAGGUCAUAUUAUGGUCUGUUCAAGAGCACUGAUUCGGAACCGCGGUUCAACCGGAAGGAAACAUUCAAGCCGUGAACUCAAACUAAGCUAUCUAGCUGUCUGCAAAAAAAAUAAACACAACAGGAGCAACUUUUUAACUGACAACUAUUGACAUGACAAUGAUCAAGGACAAGAUGAUCCUCGACCCUGCUAUCACUGCCUCUCAUUGGUCGGAUGGCUGUUCUGAGGUCACCACAGGAACAGAGGAGCAGUUUGUCAUUUCCUGUUUUCCCUUCAGUUUAGUGCCUGUCUAUGUAUGGUAUGUCGUCAAGGGAGAUCUACAGUAUAGACCAGUGUUUCUGGGCUCUUAUAGGACAAUGAUAUCUGAGUAUACAGUAUAAAGCUAAAGUAUAUAUGUUAAAAAAAAUGGUUCUAGGGUAUUGUGAAUAGAAAGCUGUAGUGGUAUACAAAGUGGUGUGGCUCUGUCUCUCGUUACAAGAGACCGAUAGCAUCUCUCUGUGGCUUCUGUGGGGGAAAAAAGAUAAAGCACUUAGUUGAUGAUGAUAGAUAUACAUAUUAAUCAAAAGAGGUCAGGUGAAAGGUCAAGAAGUGAAAAUGUAGGUUAAAGGUCAGAGGUCAGUGUUUACAGCAGAAAUGCCAGCGUGUUCAGAGUUGGAUGUGGGAUAAGGGUUAUUUCCUACAUUGUCGUGGAACACCAACUGACCACUGAACAAACAGAAACAAAGCAAGACUGUUUGGGGGACACGGGACCGACAGACAGAUGGACGGUGCAUCCCGAACACAAUCAGCUGACACAUCUGGUCAGUGACCAAGACUCCACGACCGUGUCACACUCAUUUCAUUCCUUUUACCAGAUAAAUAAAAUAAAAAACAAGGGGAAGGAAAAAUAGAGGCGAGAAAAGAGUAAGUUACCUCACAGAGCAGGGUGACUUAAGCUGAGAAAGGAAACUGUUUUACUCUUGGGGUAUGCCGUCUUUUAGAUUACUAGAUCUAUUUCUUUUUCAGAGAAGAAGAACAAUAGAAAAGAGUAAGCAUUAAAAAAACUAACAGAUCCAUAGAUACAUUCCGGUAGAAUAUGUGUAGCUUUUGUAAAGACAAGAAGAUAAGAAAAAAUAAGAAAAAAUCACUUAGUUUAUUUUCAUUUCAAGAAGAGAAGCUUACAGAGAAGGUUAUGAAUAUAGGUAAUAAUAAUGACUAUAAGGCUUGUUGUUGUGAGGAAAACACUAGUUGGAAUGUCUGGCUAUCAGGAUUAGGGUCAAUUCCAUUUCAAUUCCAGUCAAUUCAGAAAGUCAACCCAAUUCCACAUUUUCCUCAUUGAAGAGAAUUGGAAUUUCAGGGAACUUCCUGAAUUGACUGGAAUUGAAAUGGAAUUGACCCUAACCCUGCUGUCUAUAAAGAGCACUGUGCAAGGUUUAUAAUUUCCCAAAGUAGUUGUUUUUAUUUUUACUUUAAUUUUUUAUGAAAAUGUAAUGAGUCACAUUCUGUUGGAGGUUAAAGCUGCCGUUUCCUUCCACUCGCCCCGAUCAAUCAAUCGAUUUAGCAAUCAAUCAAUCAAUCAAUCAAUCAAUCAAUCAAUCAGUAAUCCAAUCAAAACAUUAUUCUCUCAUGUUAUUAUUAAGUGCUUGUAUGAGACAAGUUUACAUCAGAACAUAUAAUUUGAUAUCAAAUUAUUAACCUAUACAUACUAUCACAUAUUUGAUCAAUCGAUGUGUACUUUAGUGGAUCAUACCACACAAAGCAUGUUCUACACACAGGGAACAUGCAAAUAUGUUAUCAUUAAAAACAAUCCCUACUUAUGAUUGUAAACAUCACUAAACUAUUUGAUUGGAUAGGUCCUGCCUUCUCGCCCUCCUUGCCCAUUGGUUGACGGCGAGAGCCUGGGAUUGGAACCGCAGCCUUACUUUUGGUUUACGUGUAUUAUGUGUUUUACUUCUAUCCUCAUUAGAGCGCCGUAUAUGAGUUUAGAAGUUCCCUAAGUGGUGUUUCCUUAAAGGCUACAUCCAUAAUUGCACCCUAUUCCCUAUAUAGUGCGCUACUUUUGACCAGGACCAUUGAGCCCCGGUCAAAAGUAGUGCUAUGCACCCUGGUCGAAAGAAGUGUACUAUUUAGGAGAAAGAGUGCCCUUUGGACAUAGCCUGUAGUGUCAAAGCCACCGUGCCUUCUGUGUCAAGCACUUCCUGGAUUUGGUAUUUUCUAAGCUCACCAAAAGCACUUAGCCCACACAUCUCUCUCUCUCUCUCUCUCUCUCUCUCUCUCUCUCUCUCUCUCUCUCUCUCUCUCUCUCUCUCUCUCUCUCUCUCUCUGUCUCUCUCUCUCUCUCUCUCUCUCUCUCUCUCAUUGUCUGUCGCUCCAACUUCCCAGGGGCCAAGUGAUUUGUUUCCUUAUUUUAAACCUUUGUGACCUUCAGAUUUUGUUCUGUCCCCUCCCUCCCCCUUUCAAUCCCUUUAUCCUUUCAUGUGUGUGUACAUCUCUCUCUCUCUUUUCUGCUACCUCCCUUCCGUAACCUCUCUCUCUUCUUCCUCUCUUCUGUAACCUGUUGCUCUCUCUCUCUGUGGCACCAUUAGAAGGUGAUGAUGUGUACUAUCUGGUAUUGAGGCCUUUUAUUCUUAGAUUUGUAUUGUCAAUUUGUGUGAUGUUCGUACUUUCGUUUGUUUAUUUGAUGCCUGAUGAGAUGGAGUAACGUUCUUCUUCUUCUUAUAAUUAUUGUUUUGGCAUUAUUAUGGAGAAGAAAGAAAGAAAAAAAGAAAAAAAAUGUGUUGUUUAAUGUUG
Molecule: messenger RNA, 7533 nt
Organism: Coregonus clupeaformis (lake whitefish)
Lineage: Eukaryota; Metazoa; Chordata; Actinopteri; Salmoniformes; Salmonidae
Product: zinc finger protein 219-like
Exons: 7
Coding region: 264-4052 (1262 amino acids)
Biological process (GO): regulation of DNA-templated transcription
Cellular component (GO): nucleus
Molecular function (GO): RNA polymerase II cis-regulatory region sequence-specific DNA binding; DNA-binding transcription factor activity, RNA polymerase II-specific
Source: RefSeq, a predicted model, not a curated record